Messenger RNA from Lycium ferocissimum, 1297 nucleotides. Its product is annotated as V-type proton ATPase subunit G1-like. Gene Ontology annotation, molecular function: proton-transporting ATPase activity, rotational mechanism. NCBI's taxonomy places the organism in Eukaryota, Viridiplantae, Streptophyta, Magnoliopsida, Solanales, Solanaceae. The transcript is spliced from 4 exons. The record is from RefSeq and is a predicted model, not a curated record. Gene Ontology annotation, cellular component: vacuolar proton-transporting V-type ATPase complex. Gene Ontology annotation, biological process: proton transmembrane transport. Bases 217 to 549 code for a protein of 110 amino acids.
UUUGACCGUGUUCUCUCAUAUGUUGAAACAACCAUCCUAUUAACCAGGACAAAGUAUAAUUAAUAGGAUCCCUAUAACUGCUUAAUUAAAAUCACAUCCAAGUUUUGUUAUUCAGUCGUUAUUCCCCUUCAUAUCCAUAUCCUAACUUUCCUGCUCAGAAAGGUAACUUUCCAGAGGUCCUAGCUUGCUCUAAUACAAACAGUUUCAGAAGCUGCGAUGGAUUCAAUGAGAGGACAAGGAGGCAUUCAGAUGCUACUCACUGCUGAACAGGAAGCCCAACAAAUUGUUUAUGCUGCUAGAAAUGUUAAAAUGACAAGGUUGAGGCAAGCAAAAGAAGAAGCUGAGAUGGAAGUGACAAAUUAUCGUUCCCAUCUGGAAGCUGAGUACAAACAGAGACUAUCUGAGACCAGUGGAAGUUCCGACUCAACCGAAAAGAGGCUUGAGAUAGAAACUGAGCAAAAGAUUCGGCAACUGAAGAAAGCAGGCUCCGAAGUAUCUCCUGAUGUUAUUGCAAUACUCAUGAAAUACAUUUCAACUAUUAAAACUUAGAUUCAUGAAGGUACUAAAUAAUAGAGAAAAUGACAAAAAUGGUCCUUUAUAUUUAAGGAUAGGUUCACAAUAAUCUCUUAACUAUGCAUUGAACAGUUUUGGUCCUUAAGUCUAUCAAAUAUUUAUUGAACUGUCUAUUAGAUUUGACAGAAAUUAUAUAAUAUUUAGAGGUACACUUUUUUUUGUCUAUGUUGUUUUUGAUUUAUUUUUACGUGUAGUUUCAGUUAUUUUUAUAUCUUUUUAGUAUCUAGUGUAGUUUUUUUUUUGUUGCAUAUUUUAGGAUUUGUGGGACUUUUUUGAUAUUUAUGGUUAAAUUUUUCUUUUUCAACGUUCCGAUCAAAUUUAACAGAUAGAGGUUGGUAAGUAUUUGACGUAGACUAGAAGUGUUAAUUGUUAACAAACUUAAUGGACCAAAUCUGUUCAACACAUAUUUAAAAAACUGUUUUGAACCUAUCCUAUAACAUAAUACCAUUUUUGUCAUUUUCUCCUAAUUCGGAAAGCGCGCAAAGGCAAAUGAAAGCAAAGGAAAAUGGGACAAAAAUUUUCUUUUUGCUAAAAAUAUUUUCCCUCAAUGCCAAUGAAGUUCUCUCUUCAAUGGAUAAAAUUUUAUCUGACAAAAAAACAAAAGGCCAUAAAAAGUUAUUACGUCAAUUUCUUUUCUUUUUCCAUUUCCAAUAUUCCAAAUGAAGGGUGUAGCUUUUAUAUCAAAACGUUUCAUGGGAACUUCAAGUCAUGAUACGGCACACAC